AUGUCGCACAAGUCCGCGAUAACUUGCCACGUUCUCGACGCGUCUACAGGGAAGCCGGCGUCCGGCGUCCAGGUUCGUGUGCAAGAACAUCAUCGGGUGCAAGAUGGCAUGUCGCUUUUCGAGCCGUUGGCGGAGGGAACCACCGACACGGACGGCCGCUGUAUGAAUCUCCUCCCCGCAUCAACCGGUAUCAACACUGCCGAUGGAAACAACAAGUUUUCCCUCAAGCCCGAUACGCUGUACAAGGUUGUCUUCCAUACGCGGGAGUACUUCGAGCGAGAUGGUCGGCGCUGUUUUUAUCCAUGGGUCGAGAUCACCUUCAAUGUGGGACAAACCGACGAGCAUUAUCAUAUCCCGCUGUUGAUCAGUCCGUACUCUUAUACGACGUAUCGUGGAAGCUGA
Messenger RNA from Punctularia strigosozonata HHB-11173 SS5, 402 nucleotides. RefSeq names its product transthyretin. Lineage: Eukaryota; Fungi; Basidiomycota; Agaricomycetes; Corticiales; Punctulariaceae. Gene Ontology annotation, biological process: purine nucleobase metabolic process. The record is from RefSeq and is a predicted model, not a curated record. The coding region runs from base 1 to 402 and encodes 133 amino acids. The transcript is spliced from 4 exons. Gene Ontology annotation, molecular function: hydroxyisourate hydrolase activity.